UCUCCAUUUGACAGGAUGUCGUACAGAGUACAGGUAAUGAUUCUCCAUUUGACAGGAUGUAGUACAGAGUACAGAUUUGAGGUCAACAACUUCUGCAACAUGGGUGGUGGAUAUCUCUUAAUUGAUGAUGUGACGUUCACUGAGAAGAAGACAAACAGAAUCUCUGUCUUGAUGUUGAUUCUCUGUCUUCACUGUGGACUGGUGAAACAGAACACGAUUUUCCCACUGGACAUGGCACCUGAUUCCGUUGAUGACAAAUACGAUGGCUGCAGAGACGAAGCCUUCAAGAGGGUGGAUGACUACUACCUCCCACAUGAGAAAAACACCACCACUAACUUCAGAAGAGCCUGGGACAUAGCAGAGAAACAUGCAUCCAUUCCAACAGAUGGUCUGCAGAAAGUGCAUUCCGUCUCUAUGUAUUUGUACACAAAUAACAAACCCCAACCUCCUUCUGAAUCCAUCUACAUAGACUUCAACAAAGCAGUUCGACAAGGCAGGUAUGGUUAUGGAACAUCAUUCCAGUACCAUUCCCUGCACUUCUAUCUGACUGACGCCAUGCAGAUUCUCAAACAAAGUCAAACAACAUGUUGGACCACCUACCGUAGAACCAAUGUAACUUUUGAUCGGGAUGUUGUCAACAAAGAAAUGCGCUUUGGUUAUUUUGCCUCAAGUUCUUUACAUAAGAGUUUAUAGGAUUUUGGAGACACAUCCUGCUUUGAGAUCAACACAUGUUUUGGUGUUAACUUGACAUAUUACUCUGCAUAUGCAAACGAGGGGGAAGUUUUGAUUCCUCCCUAUGAGGUAUUCAAAGUGACCAACAUCCAGACAAAGUCAGCAGUCAGCAACCUGUGGUGUAAAGUCGUGUACACUCUGAAGAGCACUGGGAAAUGGAAGAGUGACCUGAAUUGUAAAGCAAUAGAUACAGGCUACUGCUACAUGAAGCUACUAACCUUGUUCAUUGUCACAAUAGUGUUCAUAUAUUUACAACACUAAAAUAGUGAUUUUGUCAGACAGUAUAGGCAGCAGCUCUAUAGAGAUUAGAUGAUGACAUGGAAUGACAUACUAAAGUCAUAAAAUAAAACCAAUGUAACAGAAAUAUUUAAUUAAAGUAAUGUGAAUAAAUGUUGGAUAAAACCUAUUAAGUGAUAACAAGUAAUGGUCAGUCACUACCAUCAUGGGACUUUUACUAAUAGUUGUAUUAUGUGUUACAUCAUUCAACCUACA
This is a messenger RNA of Oncorhynchus keta (chum salmon), 1224 nucleotides long. Its product is annotated as T-cell ecto-ADP-ribosyltransferase 1-like. NCBI's taxonomy places the organism in Eukaryota, Metazoa, Chordata, Actinopteri, Salmoniformes, Salmonidae. Bases 16 to 693 code for a protein of 225 amino acids. Gene Ontology annotation, molecular function: NAD+-protein-arginine ADP-ribosyltransferase activity; NAD+ poly-ADP-ribosyltransferase activity. The transcript is spliced from 4 exons. The record is from RefSeq and is a predicted model, not a curated record.